Messenger RNA from Chrysemys picta bellii (western painted turtle), 3470 nucleotides. The record is from RefSeq and is a predicted model, not a curated record. Lineage: Eukaryota; Metazoa; Chordata; Testudines; Emydidae.
GGGGCCCAUGUUUACCUGCCCAGGUAUGCUGCGGGCGCGGCUGCUGGGGAUCGCGCCACACACCUGUGUCCAGGUGACGGAGGGGAAAGGACGGUUCCUUGGACACCUAAGAGCCGAAUCCGGUGGGACUGAGGGGUGGACCCCCCCGUUUUCAGUAUCUCCCCCCACACACACUUGAGAUGCCUGGGGGGGGCAACGUCUGAAUAGCCGGCAAAAGAUCGGGUGAAGUGUGAAUUGUGGAUUCUGUCAACACCAUGAGCUCCUCAGGCAGUGAGGUCUCCAAGCCCAGCGCCAGGGAGAUCUACGAGCAGAGGAAGAAAUAUUCCAACUUCAUCAUGGCCGACGUCUCCCAAUACACCGUCAACCACCUGGUGACGUUCCCGGUGGGGGAGGCGGCGGAGCUGCGCUCGGUGGAGGACGCCGUGCGCAAAGUGGCCGCCAUGGAGAGCCAGGGCCAGGUCUGGGCCCAGGAGAUGCUGCUGCAGGUCACUGGGUCGGCCAUCAGACUGCUCGACGUCCACUCCAAGGAGGAGCUGGAGAGCUACGGGCUGGCGGGGGUGCUGCGCUGCGAGGCCGUGCUGCCCGGCGCCCGCGCCCACUCCCUGCUGCUUCUCGUGUGCCAGGAGCCCCAGCAGACCCAGCCCGACGCCCACUUCUUCCAGUGCGCCCACAUCGGGGCGGAGCCGAUCCGGGAGGAUAUUAACAGUGCCCUGCUGGACUUCAAAUCGGGAAGCAACGCUCAGCGGAAAGAAGCGCUCAGAGCAAACCAGGAGAUGAUGCAGAAGGGGGUACCACCAACCCCGGGGGGGACAGGCCCCCGGCCCCCACCCCCUCACAGGAAGGUGGUGAUCACCCCCUCAGCCACUCUGAAUGAGAUGGAGACGCAGAGUCAGGGAGGCGCAGCUGACCCCUUGGACACAGGCGUGCUGCGGACUGAGGGUGAUGUGGCAAGACUCCAGUCAAACAUCUCAAAUCCCACUUCGGAGGAGCUGAUUCACUUCCUGUUUGGCCCCCUGAAAAUGGUGGUGGAGUCGUCGGGGGGCCCAGAGUUCGCCAGCGAGAUCCGCUCCCCCAUGCUGACCCUGGAGGCCGUCACCCUGCUGCGGGGCUGCCUGGGGGCCCAGGAGGCCAAGCUGUGGGGCUCGCUGGGCGACAACUGGACCCGGCCCCGGGUGGAGUUCCCCGGGGACUAUGCCACCCCUUAUACCCUGACCUUCCAAAGCGGUUGGGUCCCGCCCCGCCUGGGCCCCGAUGGGCAGCCCUGGGAGGAUCCGGUGGAGACCCAGCACCGGCAUGAAGUGCGCCGGGCGCAGCAAUCGGCUCCUCCAAUCGAAGCCAAUGGCCACAGACAGACAGAAGACGGCAGGCUUGUGAGCUGCAAGUAUGACUUUGUAGCCAGGAACAGCAAUGAACUGUCUGUCCUGCAGGGGGAGCUUCUGGAGGUGCUGGACGACACCAAGAAGUGGUGGAAGGUUCAGAACCGCUCCGGCCAGCAGGGCUACGUCCCCUUCAACAUCCUCAGCCCCCUGCCGGCCACCCAGAACCGAGGCCCGGGCGACCUGCUCAACGGCACCGGCAGCGCCGGCUCCAGCCCCCGCCAGACCAGAGCCCCGGGCCCCCCAGGCCUGCCGGCUCUGAAGAAAAAGGUCCCAGCCCCGAAUGGGACCCAGUGGAACGGCUCCGAGGGGCUUGGCCUAGACCCCAAUGAGAGAGAGCGGCUGAACGAGGAGCUGCUGCAGCGCCUGGCGGCCGGCCGGGGCACCCCCGCCAAGCCCUUCCUGGUGCACCGGACGCCGGACACGGCGGUGCCGCUGGACCACGACUCCGACCCCGCCCAGGUCCAGGCCUGGCUGAAGGCCAAGGGCUUCGAGCCCCUGACGGUGAGCACCCUGGGGGUGCUGAACGGGUCCCAGCUCUUCUCGCUGUGCAAAGCCGAGUUCCAGGCCGUCAGCCCCGAGGAGGGAGCCAGAGUCUACAGCCAGGUCACCGUACACAAGGCCAUGCUGGAGGACUUUAAGAAAACCUCUGAACUGGAAGCCGUGAUGGAGAAACGGAAGAGGAAAUUGGAGGGCAAGACAGAAGCAUCCCGCUCGUGAGGAAGCCACGGACACGGUGCCCCCCCAGCUGGCAGAGCUCCCCCCACUGGCGAGGGUGCUGCUUGGGGGAGCUGGACCACCGGACCCCCACCCGGCUCACAGACUCCCCCCUCCCCAACUCUCUGAGGGUGUCUCCCCAAACUAGACACGCUAAGGACCUCUGCAUGGGUAUAGAUUUCUUCACGGGCAUCUGGCUACCACCUGCUCCAUUCGGGCUACCACGCCUCUUAAAGGAACAGCCCCCAGCGCAUAUGUGCCGCUCAUUCCAAUUUCCUACCUCCGGGCGUCUUUUUGUUGUUGUUGUUGUUUUUUUACUUCCACUAUUUAUUUAAGAAUGGGGUCAAACUUUAAAAUUUAGCGUCUCCCCUUCUCCCUCCAAAUGGUAUGACCUCCCUUGUCCACAAUCCCCCCUCUGUUCCCCCUUAAGUGGUACAACUCCUAUACUCCAACCCCCCUGAAUUUUGACCCAAGUGGUACAGCCCCCCAGUCUGCACAGUCCCCCACCCCCAUGGUAUAAUCUCCAACAUCCCCUUUACCUCUGAAGUGGUAUGUCCCACCAUUUUCUCCCCCCAAAUGGUACAGCCACCACCACCCCUGUUUCUUCUCAAUUGGUAUGUACCCUACUCUCCACAAUCUUCCCCCCAUUUCCACCUAACUGGUAUGACUCCCCAGCCUUAGAAACCCCCUAUUGCCCCCUAAGUGGUACAACCUCAGUCUCCACAGUGCCCCCUCCAUGUCCUCCCCCAGAAAUGGUAUGACCCCCUCCCCAUUGUUCAGCCCCCACCAAUGGACCCAACCCACCCACCUCCUGUUCUGAUUGGUGCAGACCUGAGGCUAGGGGGCGCAGCAGGGACUCAGAGGACCUCAUUGCAUGCAGUACCCCCUGCGGCCACCAGAGGGGGACGCUCUGUGCUAGUCAGAGCUGCAGCGCCACCAGUCCUAAGGUUGCUUAACAGUUUCCAUUCCCAGCCCCCUUUUUGGGGGGCUGCUUAUAACUCAGCCAAACCAAAACGGCCGGGGCUGAAAGUUCCCAGCUCUGUAGCAGGCUGGGUUGGGGGUGGGGGGGCCUAUUCGGGGCGAAUGGAUUCAGCCAUUUUCGAGAGGGAGGCUGACAGGAGGGAGACCCACACGUUCAGGUUCAGCCCGCGGGGGCGCCGUGAUGCGGUUGGAUGGCUCAAUUCCACACCACUACGUGCCCUUCGGCGCAGCUCGGCUACUGGCUACUGGUGGUUGACUCUCCCCACCCCCCAAAAACAGGAGGGGGAAAAGCAAUAAAUAGUGGGAAAUGUUGACCCUUCAGGGCCUUUUCACAAGUGCAAUAUUUAUACGGGUGAUGAAUCUGGGGAGCGUGAAUAAAACAUGCUGCAAAUGUGA